This is a messenger RNA of Postia placenta MAD-698-R-SB12, 282 nucleotides long. RefSeq lists its product as hypothetical. The record is from RefSeq and is a predicted model, not a curated record. The transcript is spliced from 3 exons. The annotation marks the transcript as partial. Gene Ontology annotation, molecular function: protein binding. NCBI's taxonomy places the organism in Eukaryota, Fungi, Basidiomycota, Agaricomycetes, Polyporales, Adustoporiaceae.
AUGGACGCAACGGAACUCGGUCGCUGGACUCGGUUUGCCGCUAAAGGAGGCAUAGGAAAAUGUACCGCUGUACAAGACUGCGUGGCGGAGGAACCGGACGAUCUCAUGUUUUUGAAGGAUGACGAAAUUAUUGUCCUCAUGCACUUGUUAGAUCAAGAAGACGUUUUUCUGGGCUACUGCGAGGGUGUGGUCGGUCGUUUCAGUGGUGCCAAUGUCCGCUUCCAUGGCCGUCUGAAGAAGCCAGUCAUGACGAAACGUUCGUCUACCUAUCGCUCCGCCUCA